AUGAAGGGACGCCCCGUCGACCAGCUCGUUUACGAGCACAUGUUUCCGAAGCCACGCGCGAGCGAUCCCCAGAACUUCCAUGCCCUUUUGCAGCGCAGCCUCAUCCUGGAGGUUCGUCAAGAGGUCCACUCAUUCUACGGUCACCUUGACACCCAAGAAGCAAAGUACCCAGGGCUCGACUAUUGCAACCCCAUCCACCGCAUUCGCCUGAGCCGCUGGACCUGGCACCGUCGACUGUUUCGAGCUUUUGACAACCUUCGCCUGACUCACAACGAGAUUGCAGGCUUGACAAAGUGGGAGGGCACAAAAUGGGCCAAGGAGCGCUUCGAGAAGGAGCAGGGCAUUACCAUUCGUGAUACUGCUGGUGACGGGUUUCCGGACUGGGUCGAACCAGAGGAUCGCCCACCCGUACCCAGCCGCAAUGCGAGAUCACAGUCAGUAGAGACGGACGAUGCGACGGACCCCGGCGAUGAGGACAUGGAUGGCGAAGAAAGCGACGAGGAGCUCCACAGUGUUGGUGAGGCCCUGAAUCAAAGACUAAGGGAGAGGGCAGCGCAGCGGGAAGCUGGAGAUAUGUCUACCGUUCUCGAUGAGGAAUGGGAGCAAUGGCUAAAGAACGUUAUCGAGAGCGGCGAAUUGCCGUUCAUCAGCAGCAGCCAAAUUGCACAGCGGGGAGUUGCCGACGCUGCCCCGACCCUUUCGCCCUUUCCUCCUGGAAUGCUGACCGCUGCCCGAGCUGGACAGUGGCAAGCCAUCCCUGAUUUCCUUCACGACAUAAUCCGCCGUACUCUCGAGUCGCAAAAUCCCAGCGGCGAGGAUGAUGUGUCUCCGCCACCUCAUGCCAGAGAGCGCAGAGGUACUGACGAACACCACAUUGGUGGUAUUGCAAGUUGGCGACGAACUCAUUCAGGUCUUCGUCUUCCGGUUGGCGAUAGUGCACCCGCCCCACCACUGCAUCGCGCAGCGCAGGCUCCAGGCGCUUAG
Colletotrichum siamense is the source of this 984-nucleotide messenger RNA. RefSeq lists its product as uncharacterized. NCBI's taxonomy places the organism in Eukaryota, Fungi, Ascomycota, Sordariomycetes, Glomerellales, Glomerellaceae. The transcript has a single exon. The record is from RefSeq and is a predicted model, not a curated record. The coding region runs from base 1 to 984 and encodes 327 amino acids.